Molecule: messenger RNA, 984 nt
Organism: Trichosporon asahii var. asahii CBS 2479
Lineage: Eukaryota; Fungi; Basidiomycota; Tremellomycetes; Trichosporonales; Trichosporonaceae
Exons: 1
Coding region: 1-984 (327 amino acids)
Source: RefSeq, a predicted model, not a curated record
AUGCUGUGGACAACUCUUGCUCUACUAUCCGUCGCCAUUGCCGAGCCCGUCACCUUCCUGUCGGCGGUUCCACCAUACACGACAUGCAUGGAAUCGGUGCUGACAUGGCAAGGCGGGGCACCGCCGUACGCUGUCAAGGCCAAGGUUGACGGCAACUUUCGCAUCAUACAGCAACACUGGAACGACACGACCUACAAGUUCGUCGUGGACUCUCAGCCAGGAAGAAGCCUCGACAUCUUCAUCGAAGACGCGUCUGGGGAGAGUGGGGAUCCGGGGCAGAACUCGUUCAAAUCAAUCAUACGAUCCAAUGAAGGACAUACUUGCCCGCUGUACGUGUUCCCGGCGGAUACGAACACGUCAUGGGCCCCGGCCACCGUCACUGUAACCUCGACUCCCUCGUCUAGCCCGACAGACGAGUCUGCCCAGAGUGGAGGCUCGGGCUCGGGCUCGAAGAGCCGCAUUGGAGAGAUCCUGGGCAUUGUCGGUGGAGUCGUCGGCAUCCUCAUCAUCUUGGGAUUACUGUUCUGGAUUUGGCAUCUGCAGAGGCGGUUGCGGGGGAGGGAGACUCGCAUCUAUGAGACGGUCGUCGACCACACGGUGCAUCCUUACUUCAACAUUGAAGAGCCGAGCCCCGUCCACGAGCAUGCGCCACUUCCGAGCUCUCAUCCUCCGCCUAAUGCUAAGAUGAUGGACAUCAACAGGAUGCUCGAGCACUCCCCGCGACCCACACUCUCGUCGGCAUCUCCACAUCAUUCUCUGCAAGAGCGGCCUGGGCUGUCGCCCGUCGUAUCUUACCCUCUGUCCUCCUCAGCUCCGUUCUCUCCUCUUUCUUCGACUCAGGCGCUACAGGCUCAGCAGCAGUCCCAAGCUCCUCCGCGACAGGCAGACCAGGAGAGCGAGUACGCCGAAGACGGUGGCCCAGCCUUUCCCCCUCCACCACGCACCGUUCACCCGCCCCAUUACCGCGACACAUGGAAGAGCUGA